CUCUCCUCGCUGUCUGCCUCUGCGUCUGCCUCUGCGCUGCGGACGCUCUUCCGCAGGUCUGCCUCAGUGCAUCCUCCACACCGCUCCCAGAAUGCAACGCGGGGCUGUCAUGGCCGCUCACUGAUGACACGUGUGGAGCACAGGCAGAAAUAAACACAUUAAAAAAAGAGGCGAACAGCAGCCCUACAGCUACCCCGGCGGAGCGUCCGGACGGCUCGGACUUAACGCCAACCCGCCACCCCUCGGCGACCGCGUCCCGCUGCUGUGAGUGCAGGCGAUCGGAGGCUGGCUGGAGAGAUGCUGCUGGAGGUGGAGGCGCCUGUGCUGAGGAGCUUUCUGCUGGAGACGGAGCGCUGCGAGUGGGAGCAGGGCAUCCUCGGCAGCGCAGAUGGAGGUGUGCUGCUGCAGUAUGUGUUUGAGGGGGAUUUCGAGGCAGUGCUGCUCAGUCCCCAGGUGCUGGAGUUACUGGCUGGUGACCCAGAAGAAGGCGAGAGCAUCGAGGCUUACCUGGAGAGACGGGUCCUUAGCUACAUUAGCAGUGCCACAGACGACCAGAGGAGUGACAGGCAGAUAGUUUUGCUGGCAUUGGCGGUAGCAUGUCUGAACUUUUUUGCCCAGGCAAACUGGACGGGACCUCCAGUCAGCCUGCAUAUCGCUGAUUUCCUUCCUGCAGCCCUCCUGAAGCCCUACUCUGAGCAGGGAGCCAUGACCUCAGCGUUGUUGUCCUGUCUGUUGUUGGAUGGAGAGUCUGUGUACAGCCUGGUGUCCAACCCUUUCCUGCUGCUGCUUGCUAGAGUUCUGCUGGUCAACUGUGCAGCAAAGCUGGAAAAUCUGCAGCUGCUGCCCUGGUGGACGCUGAGAUAUGUCGUCUUGCAUCAGCAGGUUCUGGAGGAAAGAUCCCCACAGCUCUUGACCCUAGCAAAGAGCUGCAUGGAAAAAGUAAGUAAAUGUGAAGAUCUUUUCACCAGUCGAACACACAAAAACCUGGGUAUACUCUUCCACUUGGAGUGCAGCUAUAUCUGCUUGACCUACUAUGAGUAUCUUAAGGCUAAAGAACACCUGCAGAAAGCCCGGGAGCUCUCCGGACUCAGCAUUAACAUGACAGGUGCGCUGGGGAAGAGAACUCGUUUUCAGGAGAAUUUCCUUGCUCAACUCAUCCUUGAUGUUAAGAGGAAGGAGGACUCAACCUUUCUUGCGUGUGAGAGCAGCCUUUCACUUGCACCAACGCCCAAAGAACUCUUGCCAAAGGACUACCAGCUGAAUGAUGAUACGGUGCUGAACCAGAUAAACCUAGCAGACCCAUCUGAGCACGACCUCCCAGACCUCAGUGCAGAGGAGCAGGCCCUUAUCCUGGGAGUGUGUACGGACUUCCAGAAGAACAAUCCAGUUCACAAACUUAACGAUGAAGAGCUCCUGGCUUUCACAACAUGCUUGCUGUCUCAGCCAAAGUUCUGGUCAGUGGAAGUAACAUCCCUGUGCCUGAGAACUAAAGUGGAAAGGACAAGCUCACGAAGAGUGGAGCGUGCCAUGAUGCAAAUGCAGGCAUUGGUGGAUUUCUUUGCGGAGACGAACUGUCCAGUGUCGGAGAGACUGAAGAUCUUCUACAGUUGCCGGGCACCUCCACAUUGGGAGCUACAGAGGCAGUUAGCGAGUUUGCUGACAGAUCUGGGUCUGACCAGCUCUGCUCUGCUGGUUUAUGAGAGACUGGAGCUCUGGGAGGACGCCGUCAUCUGCCUAGAGCGAAUGGGCCAGCAUGGCAAGGCAGAGGAGAUCUUGAGGCGAGAACUAGAGAAGAAGGAGACCCCAUCUUUAUACUGUCUGCUGGGGGAUGUGUUGAAAGACCCGCAGUUCUAUGAUCAGGCCUGGGAGCUGUCCAAGCACCGCAGUGCUCGGGCCCAGAGGUCCAGAGGCCUCUACCACCUCCGCAACAAAGAGUUUCAGCAGUGUGUUGAGUGCUUUGAAUGCUCACUGCGCAUCAAUCCAAUACAGUUGGGCGUAUGGUUUUCUCUAGGCUGUGCAUACUUUGCAUUGGAGGGCUACGAAGGGGCAGCUAAAGCCUUCCAGAGAUGCGUGGGGUUGGAGCCAGAUAACUCAGAAGCCUGGAACAAUCUCUCCACAGCCUACAUCAAACUGAGGUUAAAGGAGAAGGCCUUCCGCACCCUGCAGGAGGCACUGAAGUGCAACUUUGAGCGCUGGCAGAUUUGGGAGAACUUCAUCACUGUGUGUAUUGACGUGGGCGAGUUCUCUGAGGCCAUCCGAGCUUAUCAUCGCCUCAUGGACUUGAGAGACAAGUAUAAGGAUGUGGAGAUCCUUGAAAUCCUGGUAAGGGCCGUGAUCGAAAACCUCACAGAUCACCGUGGCGACCAGGCGUCCAGCUUAAAACCUAAACUACAAGAACUCUUAGGCCGGGUCUCCGCCCGCUGCAGCACCGACGCCCAAAUAUGGAGGCAGUAUGCUCGUCUCUAUGGUGAUGGGCAUAGCAACAACAAGGAGGACAAUGAGAAGGCAUUGCAGUUCCUGUCUAAGGCCCACCGGUGUGAGAUGCAGACAGCAGGCUGGGAAAAGGAGACCAGCAGCUUUAAAGCUGUACUAAAGGGAGCCAUCGACAUGGCCACCGUCUCUAUCAGCUGUAGCAGGGAGAAGAGUAAUCCACAGGAGGCAUUGCAGCUGUUGUCCUCGGCACGGCUAAGCCUGAAGAGUCUGGCCACCAAAGCAAAACAACUCUACACUGAUGUUUCUACUGGAGAAAUCCAAGACGACAUGAGAAAUGAUGUGACAGAACUGGAACAGCUUAUCACAGAGCUCCAAGACCUGAGUGCUCAGCUGCGCAGCCAAUCAGAAUAGCCUUUUCACUGCAGGCAACAUCUAUUCUUUAUCCAGCCUAUACUAUAUUUAUGGCAUACCUUUUAGUCCUAGACAAAGACCAAGCCUAGUUAUGGACUCUGCUCUGCCAAGGGCUGUUACUCAGUGUUCCAUGCGGGCACCUCCACCUAGUGGAGCCCAAUUUUUCUUUAUGUCCAGAUGUUAUUGGUCGAGAACCAACAACAAAAUGCAAUUCUACCAGAACACGGAACUCCAGAGCACACAGGUAACAUCAGUGAUGUUAAGGCCUUGCACAUGUAACAACUGCAUGACCUUCUUAAUAAAUGCUUUUCUCUUUA
This is a messenger RNA of Pygocentrus nattereri (red-bellied piranha), 3161 nucleotides long. It is a transcript of the gene ttc27, whose product is annotated as tetratricopeptide repeat domain 27. The record is from RefSeq and is a predicted model, not a curated record. The transcript has 20 exons. NCBI's taxonomy places the organism in Eukaryota, Metazoa, Chordata, Actinopteri, Characiformes, Serrasalmidae. Gene Ontology annotation, molecular function: protein binding. The coding region runs from base 298 to 2844 and encodes 848 amino acids.